This is a messenger RNA of Populus euphratica (Euphrates poplar), 1508 nucleotides long. Its product is annotated as UDP-glycosyltransferase 74E1-like. Gene Ontology annotation, molecular function: quercetin 3-O-glucosyltransferase activity; quercetin 7-O-glucosyltransferase activity. Bases 304 to 933 code for a protein of 209 amino acids. NCBI's taxonomy places the organism in Eukaryota, Viridiplantae, Streptophyta, Magnoliopsida, Malpighiales, Salicaceae. The transcript has 4 exons. The record is from RefSeq and is a predicted model, not a curated record.
UUGGGUGUCCCAAUGGUGACAAUGCCAGGAUGGAGUGAUCAACAAACGAAUUCUAAACUCGUUGAAGAUGCUUGGAAGGUGGGAGUCAGAGCUAAGGUUGAUGAGCAUGGAAUUGUGAAAAGAGAAGAGAUUGCCCUUUGCAUAAAAGAAGUGAUGGAGGGAGAUAGAGGCAGAGAAAUGAAAAUGAAUUCCAAGAAAUGGAAAGAGCUGGCUAUCGAGGCUACAAGCGAAGGUUGCAACUGCCCUGACUUCAUCUCUAUAAUGCCUCUCUAUUGUGUUUGAGAGACAAGAAUUGGAAAAAAAAUGGUCAAGGAAAAACGAGCUAGGGGAAGCUAUGUCCUAGUACUCCCUUUGCCUCUGCAGGGUCAUAUAAACCCAAUGCUGCAAUUUUCCAAACGUCUAACCUCAAAAGGCCUCGAAGUCACGUUCAUCAUCACCCCUUCUAUUGCCAAGUCUAUGCAAGGCCAAGAUAGUUCGAUCAAUUUGGAACCAAUCUUUGAUGGAUCCAAGGAAAGUCAAAUGGCGGCAAACAUUGAUAAGUAUUUCGACCGUUACAUGCUCACAAUACCUCACAGCUUAUCCAAACUCAUUGAUAGAUAUAAUGUUACUGCUGUUCUUUAUCAUGCCGCUCAGGGGGCAUUUCAAGUUCCAGUAGUAGAGUCUGAUCAGGCAGCCGUGUCCUUGCCUUCGUUGGAAAAUUCGGAGUUCAGCGAUCUACCAUCAUUUGUUAGUGAUGCAGGUUCAUAUCCAGCUAUACGAGAACUCCUCCUCGGUCAGUUCUCAAAUUUUCUUGAAGCAAGAUGGCUGAUAUGGAACAACUUUAAUGAGCUUGAAGUAGUGAACUGGAUGAGAAUCAAUAAAUGGCCAAUCAAAACAAUAGGACCAAUGAUUCCAUCAAUCAUCUUAGACAAGCGGUUGGGAGAUGCUUCAUGACUCAUUGUGGGUGGAACUCAACACUCGAGGCAUUGAGCUUAGGAGUGCCAAUGGUGGCGAUGCCACAGUGGACUGAUCAACCAACAAAUGCUAAGUAUAUCACUGAUGUUUGGCAUGUAGGACUUAGAGUAAAUGUAAAUGAAAAGGGGAUUGUCACAAAAGAAGAGGUAGAAGGUGCAUAAGGGAAGUCCUGGAAAGUGAAAGAAGCAAUGCGAUGAGAGGGAAUUCUGAUAAAUGGAAGAAAUUAGCCAAAACGGCAGUAGAUGUAGGUGGAAGCUCUGAUAAGAAUAUUGAAGAGUUUGUAACUGAGGUUGCGUGCAAGUCCCAAAGGUAUCAUAGAGUGAGGCACUAGCUGCCUUGAUCUGCUACUAUAAGAUGUUACAGGCAUAUCAAUACAUUCAUUUCUACAUUUUAUGAGCUUUUCAUUCUGUUCUUGUAAAAUACUUUGUAGACACCAACGCAUCUUCAUGGGGUGAUUGUGAAUUCACAGAUGAGCUAGUAAAAGAUGUUACUGACAUCAUUACAUUUCAUCAGAAUAUCUCAUGAAUCAACAUUACUGCUUUCUGGUGCUUGAA